This is a messenger RNA of Symbiodinium pilosum, 337 nucleotides long. Lineage: Eukaryota; Dinophyceae; Suessiales; Symbiodiniaceae. The record is from the annotation of a GenBank genome assembly.
GCCGGCUUGCUCCAGUCUCCUCCGAAUGUGCUCGCCAGUAUUCAAUCGGAUGUUUGCCUCAGGUAUGAGGGAGGCACAGUCGGGGACGGUGCAGGUUGAAGUUGCGACAAAGGAAGAGUUUGAGGUCUUCUACAACCUGCUGAUCCCUGGUGCAUUCCGCCCGAAAAAGGUGACAGAGGACAACGUGGACUCACUCCUGACCAUUAGCGAAUACUACCAAGUGGGUUUCCUGAAGAUUGCCUGCCGCGAGACGCUCCGAAGCCUCCCAGCCACGCCCGAGCGACUCAUCCAGGCAGAGCAGACGGGCUUGGAGGACUUCCUCCCGGAUGGUUUGUAA